AAAUAAUUGUAGGCCUACUAGAACAAAUAAUAAGCAUAAAAUACUCUUUUUUCUUCUUCACGUACAAUAAACAUUAUCACAGUUUAAAGUUCUAUUUUUUUCAAAAUUUUCAACAUUUCAUUAACAAGUAGUGGUGUGAAAUAAUCAUGAAAACAUUGUUAAAAUAUAAACACGGAAUUAUAUUCGUUAUUUGUUGUUCGAUAAUUUUUCUAUUUCUAUUUAAUAACUUUAAAGUAAGUAUUCUUUUCUAUUUCUCUUUCUCUCUCUGUCUCUCUCUCUUUUUUUUUUAAAAAACAAACAAAAUACUCUUACAGAAUUCUACAAUUAAGAAAAAUCCAAGUGUUCAAUGUAAGAUUUAUAGGAAUAAUUCAGAAAUUAAUGAAAUUACUAUUGUAACUGCAUAUAUUCGUUUAAAACCUUUUCCAAAGACAUUUUUUAAUAAUACAAGAGGAGCGCCGGAUUAUUUAGUUUGGAUGAAAACUUUCUCAAAUAUUUUAAAUCCAGUAGUAGCCUUUUUUACUACUGAAGAAGAUGCCGAUAAAUUCUUAGCUAUUCGUAAUUCUAAGCGUAAAUUACCUACAAUUAUUAAAAUAACUGAUAUUAAUAGAUUAAGAUCAUUUGAAACUGUUGAAGAUGUUGAAAGUCUCUUUAAUAAACCAUAUUAUCCAAAGUAUUUACCAAAUACUUGGGACGCUUCUUACUCUUGUGCCAUGAACGCGAAAUACGAAUUUGUAAAUUGGGCAAGCGAAAUUAAUCCAUACAAAACAAGAUAUAUCGCUUGGCUGGAUAUUGGUUUAUUUCGCGAAUUGGUCAAGAUCAAUAAGUCGUUAUGUUUAGGUUUGCCAGACGAUUUCGACGAGUGUAAAGUAUCUUAUGGAGUAGUUCAUCAAGCUCAAAUGUUUGAUAAUAAGAAAAUAUUUUAUCAUAAUUUAGUUUGGGUUGCCGGAGGUUAUUUUAUAGCCAAUAGAGAAAUUAUGAAAAAUUGGAGUCAAUUUUAUAUGGAGGCUACUGGUCAUCUCCUAGCUCAAGGACUAAGUAAUACGGAUCAACAAGUUGUAUACGCAAUAAGGAAUACUUUAUAUAAAUACAACAAAACGAUUCCUAUAAAAGAGCAUUUUUGGGAUGGAUAUCGUUAUAAUCCGUGGUUUUUUUUGGCGUUUAAAAGUAGAAAAGACCCAGGAAAGUGUACUAUUAAAAACAUUUUAAACAAAGCUAUAGUAAAUUGAUAAAAACCUGUCGGAUCAUUGUGGCAAGAAUCCAAAUUGACUUGAUUAACUGUGGGUUUAAUCUUGUGGAAAAAUAAUAUAAAAACUAUAUUAAAAGGUCUAUCGUUUUCGGCGACAAA
Molecule: messenger RNA, 1345 nt
Organism: Dimorphilus gyrociliatus
Lineage: Eukaryota; Metazoa; Annelida; Polychaeta; Dinophilidae
Source: the annotation of a GenBank genome assembly